Molecule: messenger RNA, 1606 nt
Organism: Pyrenophora tritici-repentis Pt-1C-BFP
Lineage: Eukaryota; Fungi; Ascomycota; Dothideomycetes; Pleosporales; Pleosporaceae
Product: Thioredoxin domain-containing protein
Biological process (GO): response to endoplasmic reticulum stress
Cellular component (GO): endoplasmic reticulum lumen
Molecular function (GO): protein-disulfide reductase activity
Source: RefSeq, a predicted model, not a curated record
ACCUACGCGUCGAAUAUUACCACCCACCACCAUGGUUCGCUCUUCGACCCUCUUCGCCGCCGCGGCCGCGCUGGCCCUCAAUGCACACGCCGAGAGCAUGUAUCCCAAGAACAGUGCCGUCAUUCAGAUCACUGGCAUGGACUAUGAUCGCGUUAUUGCAAAGUCAAACUACACCUCGAUUGUAGAAUUCUAUGCGCCAUGGUGUGGUCACUGCAAGAACCUUAAGCCCGCCUACGAAGCCGCCGCCAAAUCUCUCAACGGUAUCGCCAAGGUUGCUGCAGUGAACUGCGAUGAGGAGAUGAACAAACCCUUCUGUGGGCAGAUGGGUGUUCAGGGUUUCCCUACCCUCAAGCUCGUCCGACCUAGCAAGAAGCCAGGCAAGCCUACAGUUGAGGACUAUCAGGGCCCACGUACCGCCAAGGGCAUUGUGGACGCUGUCAAGGACAAGGUGCCCAACAUGGUCAAGAGAGUCAACGACAAGAACCUGGAUGAGUGGCUGCAGGAGAACAAGGACACCGCCAAGGCUAUCCUGUUCAGUGAAAAGGGCAUCGUCAGCGCUACAAUGAGAGCACUAGCGAUUGAUUUCGCUGGGCUCAUCUCUGUCGCCCAAGUCAAGAAGUCGGAGAAGGCAGCAGUUGAAAAGUACGGCAUCACCGAAUUCCCAACCCUGAUCCUUAUUCCCGCCGGCUCAGACACACCCAUCAAGCAUGAGGGCAAGGCCGACAAGGAAUCCAUGGUCAAGUUCCUUUCCCAAGUCGCUCCACCAAACCCCGACUGUCCGCCCCCGAAGGCAAAGAAAUCCAAGCCGAAAAAGGAUACCAAGAAGGAGUCCAAGUCCUCAAGCAAGUUCGCCAAGGCCUCUGCUUCCCACAAGUCAGCAGACAAGUCUUCAGCCGCCGCAUCAGCCACUGAUGAGACUGUCGAGGAGCCUGUCGUUCCUACCGAAUCGCCUGACCCGAACGUCAAAGACGAGACCACGUCUGAGCCGAUUGUCCUUCCCGAAGAGGAACUCAAGCCUACCAUACCUCUUCUUUCCGAAUCGGCCGAACUCCAGUCUACGUGCUUGAAUGAGCAGAGCAAGACUUGCAUCUUGGCCCUCUUGCCCAAGGACGAAGCCUCGGAAGCUGCCACCACUGCUGUCGCAUCUCUCGCCUCCAUCCACAAGAAGUACGAUGCUUCGGGCAGUCAUCUAUUCCCCUUCUUCAGUGUUCCAUCGACAAAUCCUCUUGCAGCAAGCCUGCUCACAGAACUGAGUCUUGGAAGUGCAGACCAGGUUCACCUGAUUGCCACCAACGGCAAGCGAGCUUGGUACAAGAAGUACUCCGGCAGCGCCUUUGGCCUCGAGGAUGUCGAGCAAUGGGUCGAUUCUAUUCGCAUGGGUGAGGGUAAGAAGGAGAAGCUACCUGAUUUGCUUCUAGUCGCUGCCGAAAAGCCUGAGGUUAAGCAGGAGAAGGCUGCGGACCCCGAGCAGGUCAAGAUCAAUGUUGAGGAAGUCAAGGAUGACGCUUCGCCCGAACACAGUGAGCUAUAGAUAGAGCUCAUGGAGCUUUCAGUAGCUUCCAUAGACGAUCUUGUAAACUGAAUACAUGACUUGUUGAUGCUUGUA